Molecule: messenger RNA, 1851 nt
Organism: Anopheles bellator
Lineage: Eukaryota; Metazoa; Arthropoda; Insecta; Diptera; Culicidae
Exons: 6
Coding region: 1-1851 (616 amino acids)
Biological process (GO): sensory perception of taste
Cellular component (GO): dendrite; membrane; axon
Source: RefSeq, a predicted model, not a curated record
AUGGCCCACGAAGUGCUGCCGACCGACCAACUACAGAUUCGAACCCAACGACCACCACCACCCAAGGUGGAAGACUGCUCUCGGGAAUCAUACGUUCGAUGUGUUCGUCCACUGUACCUUCUUUCGAAAGUAUUCGCUCUCUGGUGUUUCACAGUGAAAUGGAAGAACCAUCCUCAGGCACGUCAAUCGGCGUUUCGAACGUCCCGCUGGUGCGUUCUGCACUCUCUCGUGGUGCUGAUGCUGUACAGCACAUUCCAUCUGUACACCAACUACGCGGACUCUUAUGGGAAGCCGAAAGACGGCGGUGUGGCAACAGAGUCACCCGAAACGACCGCUCGUGGGGAAGUGAAUUUCGUGUCCGUUGUGAUCGAUGUGUACAACCGUUACAGUGGACUGGUGCUGUUCUGGUUGCUUCACGCGAUGGCCUUCGUUCGCCGGCGUACCAUCGUCAACAUUAUGCAUGCUGUCCAAUGUAUUGAUGAACAGUUCCACGAUCGCCUAUCGAUUGCUCCCGACCAUGGCGCUUGGUGUAGAUUCGUUUGUUUGCACAUUGCGCUCAUCUUUCUGGCGAUUGGCCUGUGCGAGUGGUACAAUUGCGUCAUGUACAUUAGUGACUUUACUCCCGCCUCGGAAUACUGUAUCUUCCAGUGCCUGACCACGAUGCUGACGAGCACGACGGUCCAGAUCCAGUACGUAGCCCUCGUGCAGCUGAUUAAAACUCGCCUCGCCCUGAUCAGCCGCCUUCUGGUGGAGCUGGACGAUUAUGGGCGCGAGCAGGAAAACGCCCGCUAUGCUGCCCAAGUCCGGACCAUCCAAAAUCACACCGGAAAGCACUGCUACACGGAUUGGCCGUUGGUCGAAUUACGGCUCCCGUCGAUCAGUGAGUCGCUGUUCGGCGAGAUAACGCCAUCGUCGUCGUCGUCGUGCUUUCGGGUCGUGCCGACCGACGAACCGAGGAUUAAUACGAAUCCCGCUGUCAAACGCAGACAGCCAACCAGUUCUGACAGCUCUAGUGAACCAGCGAGCCACCCAUCAAUCGCCCGCGGCGGCAACGGCGUCGAGGAUCGACGGCGUUGGCACCAAAUCAAGCGGCUGAAGCAUAAAAUAAUUACGGUCGACCAGGCGCCUCCACUGGGCCGUCCGAGAAAGGCGCGCGCCGUGGCCGCGACCGAGGCAGUCGCGCCGGGAGAUAAAGGAAGCCGUCUGGUCGCGCGCCAAUUUCCGCUACUGGUUGCCAGCUUGAUGAAUUCACAAUCGAAAGCCUGCGAUCGCAUCAGAAUGAAAAUAAUUAAUGACAUUAAAAAUUUAUACACACAUUUGCAUUUAUUAUCGCUGAAUAUUAAUCAGGCGUACGGGGCGCAGUUGAUUUUCAUUCUGAUGACGCUAUUCGUUACGCUAACGACGCUGCUCUACCACUGCACCAUGAAGCUCCUGAGGAUGCUGCUGCUCGGACGCCAUGCGACGUUUGAAACUUUGAGGCCACUUUUCUGGGAAGUCCUAAGCACCCUGUCGUGGAUCUGCAUCGCCACCGUCAGCAUUCUGCGCAUCUGCAGCGUAUGUGAUUCGACGAAAAACGAGGUCCGUCAAGUUGGUAGCCUCAUUCACGGGCUAGGCUGGAACACGGAUUGCAGUUUCACAAAAUCGACGGUUCGAACGUUGUCCCUUCAAUUGCUUCAGCAGCGCAUCGAGUUUACUGCCGGCGGAUUGUUCGCCAUCGAUCAUGGGUUGAUGUUCAAUAUCGUUGCAGCGUUGGCCACUUUUUUGCUUAUCUUGGUACAGUUUGACAUCGCCCAAGGAGGAGACAAAUGGAAAACUUUGGAAGCUAGCGCUCGGAAUGGCACAGCAUUGUGA